GGGAAUACACACAAUAGCUCCUAUCACUGAUGCAACAGAAGCUCAACAAACACUGUGCAUUUCCGGAAAUCAGAAUCUGAAGAUGAAUUACCAACCUGAUGUUAAGUUAGAAUAAAGCUGUGGACACACUCAUUGUUAGGGGCUGGGACGUGUGAAUAUGGACCGAGAGGAAAGAGAUGUGAAGGCCGGUCUGAUUGAAGAGAUGCAGCGUAAAGAUGCCACAAGGGGAAAAGCGAGUCCUCUACGACUCACGCCAGCAAGAAAACAAGUUCAACAGCAAAAAUAUACAGAGGAGUGGUCCAAAGUGCUGGAGGAGCCGGUCUCCAUCUCCCCGGAGCUGAGUUCCUGGAUCAAAGCCAACGCCAAUGAGCUAAAGCUCCCGCAGACAGACCGCCGCUGGGCUGCAGAGGUGGUCAACGAUUUCCGAGACAACCUGGUGAAAUUCCUGCGGAGCAGCAGUGAUCAGCCAUUCUUCCAGUCAGCUGACUUCCUCACCACCGGCAGCUACUUUGAGAAAGUGAAGAUCCACAGCCCGGAUGAGUUCGACAUGAUGCUGAAGCUUCAGGCUCCGUCACGCUUCAACAUGAAGGAGCUCGACGAAGGCCUUUUCUACCAGAUCGAUCUUGUCCGGCCGACUCGGGGCCCCAUACAAGUUUUUCUCCUGGAGAAUGGGCUCACCCUCUCAUCCAGCAAGAUCUUGAAUGAGACGUUUCGCCUGGUCCGCAAGUUCCUCAAGAACUACAAAGUGCCAGAUGAAGGCUGUCGCUGGGAGGUGAACAGGAAGAAACCCGGCUCACCGGCUGUGACCUUGUCUCUGUUCAGGAUUGACAUGUACAGCGACGAGUUGAUCUCUCUGGACCUGGUUCCUGCUCUGGAGGUUCACUCCUCUCAGGGCUGGCCUCUCCCAGUCCGUAACGGACCCGAUGUGGAUAACUGGCUGGGAAAGAAGGUUCGCAAAGAGAUCACCAGUUUACCGUGUUACUUCGUACCAAAGAGGAUGAAGGGAAGAAACCUCAGCGGGGAAGCCAAAGAAAGUUGGAGGAUUUCUUUCUCUCACGUUGAGAAGAAAAUCAUCACGAGCCAUGGCAACAAGAAAACCUGCUGUGAGGGCAAAGCCAACAAAUGCUGCCGUAAAAGGUGCUUGAUGCUGCUCAAGUCUCUGAUUGAAGGUCUGAAACAACGUUUCCCCAAAGAGCUGGAUCCCCUCUGCUCGUACCACGGGAAGACCGCCUUCCUUCACAUGCUGUCCAUCAGGUUUGACGACUCGAUGUGGGCUCUCCAGCAGCUCCCCGCCUGCUUCCUGCUCCUCCUCGGGGCUCUGGAGGCCCACACUCGUGCAGGAGUCCUCCCUCACUUCUUCGCUCCCAACUACAACCUCUUCUCGGGUGCUGUCUUCCCCCGCAAAGCGAUGUCUUUCCUCCUCCAUGCUUUGGAGGAGCAGAGGAGGGAAGGCCUGCCCCUGCUGAAGCCUCCCGCUCCUGUCUCACCGCUCUGCAACUUUGUGAAAGGGAUAUCUGAUGAAAGCUUUUCACUUCCUCCCUCACCUGCUGACUCCCCCUCUUCACUUUCCCCUUCUCUGUCUCCUAUUCUAACAUCCUCUUCACCCCUCUCUGCCAAUAAGUUGGUAAGGAGAGAUUGGAGAGAAUCUGAACCUCGUAGCCUCACUGCUCUGGGUCCUCUCUGCUUCUCUGAUACAUCCACUGAAAAGCCUUCCAUACUGACUGCAGUCUGCUCUCUGGACACUGCAUUGAUGAAACUAGUCCUAGUGCUUGUGGCAGCAUUUGUGUGUGUCCUAUUAUAUACAUUAUAGACAAAAUGGGGAUUCACACUGAAUAUAUAAAGCAUCAAAGACACUCCUCCCUCUUUUAAUGCAAUGUAUACAUUGGAAAACAGAUAACUAAGGGAGUUAUUCCUUAUAGAUUUUAAUUAAAUGAUCAUUAAUUGGAUAAUAUCAUAUUUAUUGAAUCGUAUGAAGUUUCUUGCAAAUAGUCUUGGGUUCUGCUCAAUUUCAGGUUCAUACUUUAUGGGUUUCUUCUAGAAACAUUUCAACAUGCAUACAAAAAAACACAUUAUAAGCACCUAUCUCUUUAAAGCCCCCUUCCAAAAAAAGGCCCAGUCUCAGUUUACAAACGAGAAAAAUAUUGUAAUGGUAGUUUUUAAUCUGUGGGCGGAGACGCACAAACGGGGGCAGUAUAUUCUAACGAGCCUGCUAUGAUUUAGGAAGGGGAGUAAAAUCUGAAUGGCUUUGCAUGUUUUUAGACCAAAACACAUAAAAGCACAUAACAUGUUCCUUUAAAUGAUUGAGCAGCAUACAAUAAAGCUUCAACAAUCAUAAUGUUAUCAUCUUAGAAAUAUCUCAAAUAUAUGAACAGACACAGAGACCAUUUUGCACACCUUAAUUUGUCUCAGGAAAUCAUGUCCGGGGUCACAGUUCUCCUUAAGUGUAUUCUAAAACAUGCUUUUAUCAGAUAGUCUUUCCGGAUCUAACUUUGGUUUUACUUUCCUAAACUGUCUUUUAUUUCUUAUAUUCUAAUCAAUUUAUUAGCUUUUUAUGCUAUAUUGUUUUAAACACACCAAAAGCUUUUUUAUCUGUUUACUUAAACCUCUUGAUUUGUUAUUGGUCUGUUGUUGUGCUGUCUUUGUGAAGCAAUGUUGUAUUUUGGAACAUUGAACAAUGUAAAUCUAUUCCAGGAGACCUCAACAAUGGAAUUAUGAUCAGUAGAAAUGGCCAUGUCAUGGGACCUUUAAGAAAAUAUUCAUUAUGUUUUUCCAGAAACAAAAAACUUUAUAAAAUGUUGUAACAUAAUAGAGUUAUUUUCAGUCCUUGCUUCAGAUCAGAGUGACAUUGUCUCUGUGCAAGGUCUUUUUUACCCAUACCCGUUUUAAUUAAAUUACUUAAUGUUGUGUAUUCUAUACCAUUUUAAUGUUAGGGUAAGUGUUUUUUUUUGUGUUUUCUGUGAUUUCCAGUAAACUGUAC
Messenger RNA from Trematomus bernacchii (emerald rockcod), 2977 nucleotides. RefSeq names its product cyclic GMP-AMP synthase. NCBI's taxonomy places the organism in Eukaryota, Metazoa, Chordata, Actinopteri, Perciformes, Nototheniidae. Gene Ontology annotation, biological process: activation of innate immune response; negative regulation of double-strand break repair via homologous recombination; positive regulation of defense response to virus by host. Gene Ontology annotation, molecular function: 2',3'-cyclic GMP-AMP synthase activity; double-stranded DNA binding; chromatin binding. The coding region runs from base 158 to 1810 and encodes 550 amino acids. Gene Ontology annotation, cellular component: site of double-strand break; nucleus; cytosol. The transcript is spliced from 10 exons. The record is from RefSeq and is a predicted model, not a curated record.